UAGUACGUGAAGGAGAGGUCAAAGACCGCUGGUGGAGCCUUCUUCUCAUGGCAGUCCCAUCACUUCCGCGUCUUCGUCUCUUCUAUUUUCAUAUUUUGCAUAUAAAUAGAGUGAGAGGUCGGGAUUCAGGGUACGCCAAAUUUUCUGUCUGGGUGAUUUUCUGCUCACUUUCUCGAGAACACAUUCGUUCGUUGCUGGAUUCGUUGAACUUUCCCCCCGAUAUUCUGCCUGAGAUUCGGUGAGGUGACAUCUGUGGUGGUUUUGGGGUUCGGUGAAGAUGGCGGAAACGUACAUGGAGACGCUGUUGGAGAAGAACUACCAUGAAAAUUGCCCAGGUUGUAAGGUUGAGCAGAUGAAGCACUCCCGCCGUGGAUUCCCUCUCUGGGAGCUUUUUAUCAUUUGGAUCAUCGUCCUCUCCACUGUUCUGCCAGUCUCCUCUCUAUUCCCAUUCCUUUAUUUUAUGAUUGAAGAUUUUAAAAUAACAGACAAGGAAGAAGACAUUGGCUUUUAUGCUGGAUUUGUCGGUUGCACAUUUAUGGUUGGCAGAAUAUUGACAUCUGUUGUCUGGGGAGUGAUGGCUGAUCGUUACGGUAGAAAACCUAUAAUCCUCCUUGGAACGGGUUCAGUGGUAAUAUUCAAUACUCUCUUUGGCCUAAGUCCAAAUUUUUGGAUGGCCAUCAUCACAAGGUUUUUCCUUGGAAGUUUCAAUGGUGUACUUGGACCUAUAAAGGCCUUUGCAAUGGAAAUAUUUCGUGAUGAAUAUCAUGUGUUAGCAUUGUCCAAUGUUACUGCAUCAUGGGGAGUAGCAUUGAUCAUUGGCCCUGCCAUCGGAGGUUUUCUUGCGCAGCCGGCGGAGAAAUAUCCCAGUUUAUUUUCCAAGGAAUCAAUUUUCGGCAAAUUCCCAUACUUCUUACCCUGCUUGGCAAUAUCACUCUUUGCUUUAGUGGCGACGCUAAUUUCCUUCUGGAUUCCAGAAACAUUACACAAUCACAAGUUUGAUGAUGUAUCACAUGACGAAUCUACUGAAGCUCUGGAAGCGGCAACACAUGAUGGAAAAGCAGAGGGAGACGAAGAAAGUUCUCUGUUAAAGAAUUGGCCACUAAUCUCAGCUAUCACCAUUUCUUGUAUUUUUGCACUUCAUGACAUGUCUUACACCGAGAUAUUUUCUUUGUGGGCAAACAGCCCCAGGGAGUAUGGAGGUUUGGGCUACUCCACUGCGGAUGUGGGUUCAGUUCUUACAAUUUCAGGUUUUGGUCUCCUUGUUUUUCAGCUUUCACUAUACUCUUACAUGGGGAGGCUAUUAGGACCUACAAAAGUGAUCCGUUUUUCUGCGGCUCUGGCUAUACCUAUCCUCGCAACUUACCCACUUAUAGCCAAGUUAUCUGGUUUCACCCUUAGCCUUGUGUUAAACUGCGCAUCCAUCAUUAAGAGUGCUUUAGGCGUGUCUGCUACAACCGGCUUGUACAUUCUUCAUAACCAAGCUGUUAAACAACACCAAAGAGGGGCGGCGAAUGGCCUCGCCAUGACAGCGGUGUCAGUUUCUAAAGCAAUUGGUCCAGCAGCGGCAGGCGCCCUAUUUUCAUGGGCUGAGAAACGUCAGGAUGCUGCUUUCCUUCCGGGCAUGCAAAUGAUUUUCUUCAUCCUGAACGCGAUCUUGGCCAUCGGAGUGGCUUUAACGUUCAAGCCGUUUUUAACCGUUGCUAAAUAGGAAACAGAGUGGAAUCUUGAUAACCAUGUCUUUGGACUCCAUCUUGAAGAAAGCUGACAUCAAUGCUCCAUAUGUUGUUUAGAUUCAUCUUAUGAUCCGACAUAGAAUACAGAUUCUUUAUGAACAAUCGGUCUUUUUUAUUUACUGUUUUUAGUUUUUAGUUCUGUCGGGUUGUAUGGUUCUUCAUUGUCCCAUUAUUCAGUCGACGUGGGGGGAAAACUAAUCAAAGUAUUCAAAACCAUUUCACUGCACCUGCAGAUUUCGAACCAUUUUCAUUACGUACAAGUUU
Molecule: messenger RNA, 1997 nt
Organism: Tarenaya hassleriana
Lineage: Eukaryota; Viridiplantae; Streptophyta; Magnoliopsida; Brassicales; Cleomaceae
Product: protein ZINC INDUCED FACILITATOR-LIKE 1-like
Exons: 18
Coding region: 278-1708 (476 amino acids)
Biological process (GO): transmembrane transport; regulation of stomatal closure
Cellular component (GO): plasma membrane; plant-type vacuole membrane
Molecular function (GO): solute:potassium antiporter activity
Source: RefSeq, a predicted model, not a curated record